ACCAUUUUCCCGUAUAUCCACGUGUGUUCGAACUGUAGUGUCUCUCUUGUCUGGUAUUUGAGAACUCUUCAAACACUUGAGAAUGGAUGCAGACAUUGGGCCAGUUGGACGUCGGCUGGCGUGCCCUUUGGUUCCUACAAUCGACUUACACUCUAGUGAUUGGGAUGGAUUGAUGCUAGUGACUGAUAGUGUAGCUAACUUGACUGGGCCACUAGAGUUUUUGAGAGCACCGCUGGAACAAGCCAAACAGCUUGAUGAUUGUGUUGGUAAUGAUGUUACUGUUGUUGGGCUAACUGGCUUGGCAUCAAGGAGAUUGAUUUACUCACCGACUGGUCCUGUGAAUCGAGACUAUGAUGAUGUGCGAAGAUAUCGUGAUGCUGCAGAAAAAGCAGUGAAACGUGCUAUGAAGGCUGGCUGCAAGAGCCCACUUCUGGUUGUUCCUCCUGGAUAUCCAUUUAAGCAAGCUUGGCUAGUAUCAGUGCUGGGAGUAAUGCAUGGCCUCUAUUGUCCAUUGGAAAUUCGUGAAGAUCUUCCUGACAAAUUUCCAAAGUUGGAACAACUGGGUGUUUGGUCAGAAAAAGAAGAAGCUGCCGUCAAAGGAGCUCAGUUGACAGCUGGUCUGGAAAGUGGACGUUUUGUUGCUCGAGACAUUGGUGGGUCAGAUCCAGAAAGAAUGGCUGCACCGCGAGUUGCUGACUAUGUGCUUCACAAUUUUGCUAACACUGUGGUGCAGGUGAAGGUUUUCUCUGAUCCAGUUGUUCUAGACAGAUGCUACCCACUACUGAGUGCUGUUAACCGUUGUGCAGCAACUGUUAACAGACAUGCAGCUCGAGUAAUUGAAUUGCAGUAUGUUGGCGAAGGACCAACUGACUUGACUCUGUUUCUGGUUGGAAAGGGUGUGACUUAUGAUACUGGUGGAGCAGAUAUCAAAGCUGGUGGUGUAAUGGCUGGAAUGCACAGAGACAAGUGUGGAGCUGCUGCUGUUGCAGGAUUCUUUCAAGUACUUUCUGUUCUAAAACCAAAACGAAUAAAGGCAGUUGGUUACAUGUCUAUGGUCAGGAAUAGUGUAGGAACAGAUUGCUAUGUGUCUGAUGAAAUUAUCAAGUCACGGGCUGGUGUUCGCGUUCGCAUUGGCAACACAGAUGCAGAAGGCCGUAUGGCUAUGGCUGAUGUUUUGUGCCAUGCCAAGGAAAGGGCACUCCAGGAGCCAAAUCCAACUCAUUUGCUUACUAUAGCAACACUCACAGGACAUGCUGUAAGAGCAAUGGGUCCAGCAUAUUCAAUCAUUUUAGACAAUGGACCAGCAGCUAAACUCAAAACUGCUGCAAGAGUGCAAGAUGCUGGAGAUAUGAUGGGAGAUCCAUUUGAGGUUUCUACUAUCAGACGAGAGGACUAUGACUUUGUAGCUGGCAAGUCUGUGUAUGAGGAUGUCCUGCAGGCAAAUAAUCAGCCAUCAACAAUAACUCCACGUGGCCACCAGUAUCCAGCUGCAUUUCUGAUCAGGGCUUCAGGCUUGGAUAAGCAUGGAAUUGAUUCAGAGCGACCACUUCCCUACUCUCAUAUUGACAUAGCUGGCUCUUCUGGACCAUAUCCUGGCAUUCCAACUGGUGCACCAGUUGUUGCUUUAUCUGCUCAUUUCUUGCUAGGACGCUUUUGAGAAUUAACUGCUUAGACACACUUUGUUGCUAGUGUGUGAUUUGAAGUUGCAAUGAAUGGUCAACAAUUUAUUGCUGUA
Messenger RNA from Corticium candelabrum, 1735 nucleotides. RefSeq names its product putative aminopeptidase W07G4.4. The record is from RefSeq and is a predicted model, not a curated record. Gene Ontology annotation, biological process: proteolysis. Gene Ontology annotation, molecular function: manganese ion binding; metalloaminopeptidase activity. Gene Ontology annotation, cellular component: cytoplasm. NCBI's taxonomy places the organism in Eukaryota, Metazoa, Porifera, Homoscleromorpha, Homosclerophorida, Plakinidae.